UUGAAAAUAUAGCAAGAGACAGGUUAUGCUAGGAGGUGAUAAGUCUAGUUGCCGAAUCAGGCACGCCACAUUCGAACGAGAAGGUGACAACUUGACCCAACUGUGGCCAACAGGGUCAAAUCACCGCUGGAAUGGUGCCGUUGUUAUUGACCGCUUUUAUUAAAAGGUCGAGGCUGUAUUCCCUUUGGCUUGAUCGUACUUAUACUCGGGCUCAAUUUACUUCCAAGUCCCCAGUCAGUGCAGCUCCAAUGGCAUCCACAUCCACCAUCCCUCCCGAAACCAAAGAGCUGAUUUCUCAAAUAGAGGUCCUCCUCCAUAACUUAGGUGUGGCGCUGCACAAGCUUAGAAAAUUAUGUCCCCCGACCGAGGAGGUAUCGCCGAUACGCGCAUUGGUCGACGCCGCGGAGGCUCGACGUACAGAAAUCCUUGCCAACAUCCGUAUGAUUCGCGACAGGCUGCGUGUCCCCUUCACCUUUGUCGAGACAGACUUCGACAACGAAUGGGUGGACCGUAUGCAGCCGGGAAUAGUCGAGGCGCGCGGGCAGGAUGGCCACCCCUUCUUGCGUGGUGAAGUUCAACACGGGCCUGUGGCUGAUGUGGCCAAGUUAGGACGUAACCAUCCGUAUUCCCUCUCCGUGGAAUACCAGGAUGACAGUGACUACGCCGAGUGGCGAGCUCCAUACAAGGUCCAGUUUACGCCGGAACCCCACUGUAGGGAUUCACAGGGCCGUCCGUUUCCCGCUGUAUGCGUUAAUGUAAACGAGAAGGGCUCGGUGCAAGGCAGCUAUAAACAAACUAUGCUACACAAGGAGACUGGCCUUAUAUUACACGGUGAUGAGAAGACAUUGAUGGGCCCGGUGCCAGCAGAGUCAGUGCGGUGGAAAUUGAGACCAGAGAAAAAGAACGAUACAUCUGCACCUCCCCCCCGCGUUGUUGGAUCUGCGGCGGCGAAGCUCAUAUCGCGCCCCCCUGUCGCACGGUUUGACGACGAGUUGGAAAAUUAGGAAAUACGCAUGAAUUUGGCGAAUGAAGACCGACCUGCAAUGAAAGAACUGCAGUCAAGAUAGGGGGAGGAGAAUGACGAGGUCGAUGAGACCGGGAGUCAAAUCUUGGUAAAGGAGGGCCUGCCGAGUAAGAAGCAGAAGGUCGUCACUUGAACUACAUCAUCCAUUGUUCUG
Messenger RNA from Pisolithus orientalis, 1178 nucleotides. RefSeq lists its product as uncharacterized. NCBI's taxonomy places the organism in Eukaryota, Fungi, Basidiomycota, Agaricomycetes, Boletales, Pisolithaceae. The record is from RefSeq and is a predicted model, not a curated record. The transcript has 2 exons. The coding region runs from base 132 to 1004 and encodes 290 amino acids.